AUGACUUCCAUGGACAAGGUGUUCAGCGCCUACGCUGCACGAAAUGCUUCCCUCGAGUCGAGCAGCAAUCCUUUCGCCAAGGGUAUUGCCUGGGUUGAGGGCCAGCUAGUCCCUUUUGACCAGGCACGCAUUCCACUGAGAGAUCAAGGAUUCAUGCAUGGAGACCUCACUUAUGACGUGCCUUCAAUCUGGGACGGGCGCUUCUUCCGUCUUGAUGACCACCUUGCUCGCCUCGACGCUAGCUGUCAUAAAAUGCGGAUGCAGUUACCUCUCCCAAAGGAGGAUAUCAAAUCUACUCUUGAGGAAAUGGUCGCCAAAAGUGGAAUCAAGGAUGCAUUCGUCGAGUUGAUAGUAACUCGGGGUCUUGUCGGUGUUCGUGGAUCUAAGGCCGAGGAUAUUACGAAGCAGAAUCUCUACAUCGCUAUCAUCGCUCGUACUGUGCGGAGAACUCCGGUUGGCAGUUUCGAUCCGACCAUCAAGAACCUCCAAUGGGGCGAUUUAACCCGUGGACUGUUCGAGGCCUCGGACCGUGGUGCAGACUACCCCUUCCUCACAGAUGGAGAUGGAAACCUGACCGAAGGUUCUGGCUUCAACAUCGUUCUCGUCAAGAACGGAAUUUUGUACACUCCCCAACGCGGAGUUCUCGAGGGGGUGACACGAAAGAGUGUGAUCGAUGUUGCAAGAGCCAACGGCAUCGAGGUUCGUGUUGAAUUCGUGCCUACUGAGUCUGUAUAUCAAUGCGAUGAGUUGUUCAUGUGUACGACUGCUGGUGGGAUUAUGCCGAUCACUUCUCUGGACGGCAAGCCGGUUGGAAACGGCCAACUUGGCCCUCUGACCAAGCGCAUCUGGGAUGGAUACUGGGCGAUGCACUAUGAUCCAGCUUAUAGCUACGCCUUGACCUAUACAGACAGCAGCAGAGCACAGAGACUAUAG
Messenger RNA from Penicillium cosmopolitanum, 933 nucleotides. RefSeq names its product aminotransferase class IV. Gene Ontology annotation, molecular function: catalytic activity. The coding region runs from base 1 to 933 and encodes 310 amino acids. The transcript has 2 exons. The record is from RefSeq and is a predicted model, not a curated record. Gene Ontology annotation, biological process: carboxylic acid metabolic process. NCBI's taxonomy places the organism in Eukaryota, Fungi, Ascomycota, Eurotiomycetes, Eurotiales, Aspergillaceae.